AUUGUGUUCCACAGAGCUGCCACCAGAGAGAGCAUCAUAGCAAUUCAACGUAACGAUAUCGAUGGCAACCACCAACACCACAAAUACGUACAAACAAUACGUCACUCUGAGCGAGAAGGCCCUGCGCAAGAGCCGGAAAUCCCUAGAUACGCGCUCCCUCGUCCGACUGGCCUACGGCGACGAUACAGCACAUAUCGGGGGCAGCGACAUGCUCGAGGGGAUUCUGAACGGUGUCCUCGACAAGAUUUCCAACGAAACGGUUCUGGAAGAACUCGAUCGUUACGGAACCACCAGCCGAAUUGUUGUCGAUGAGGGGGAGCAAUCGCAACAACAACCACAAUCAACGAACAGUACAUCGAACGACGAGCAAAUCAAUAGAAGUAGAAUGAUGACACCCAAGGAACGCCUCGAUAGGAUCGAUUCCGUGAUUUCUGACGUUGUAGAAUGGGAGGGAAGGAGAGAUCGCCGGGAAGAGCUGGAUGCCGAAUCGGCGCGAGAAAGCCUCGAUCGAAACCUUUUGCCGGAAGGGGUUUCCAUGGACCAGGUCAUCGCCCAUCGAGAAUUCGAGGAAAAGCUGCGAGCGAAGAAGCUACUCGAGGGUGAGCUGCAGCGAAUCCAAGAGGAGAUAUCGACUCUGGAAGAAAAGCGUGUCAUGGAGCAAACGCAGAUACGAGAGCAACUGGAGAAGGUAGAAAGCGCAGAGCAAAAAUUGGAAGCCACGGCAAAUCUUUGUGCCAUGGUCACGACCUGAUCGGACUUUUGCUCUCUGCAAAGAAAAAUGAAUGCAGUAGUAUCCA
Messenger RNA from Pseudo-nitzschia multistriata, 797 nucleotides. NCBI's taxonomy places the organism in Eukaryota, Bacillariophyta, Bacillariophyceae, Bacillariales, Bacillariaceae. The record is from the annotation of a GenBank genome assembly.